AUGGCGAGUACGGACGAGAUGGAUUUUUAUGAACGGACGAAAAGUUUUAUCGGCCACAUCCUAACAGUCUUAAUCUGGAAAAAAACGUUCGCAGAUGAGAGCAGACAGAACUUUUCCGACGGAUUGAUCCAGACUUCCCUCACAUACUCUUACGAACUGACGCGUCCAACAUUGGCAAAAAUUGUGAACAUUGGAGGUAUUGGGAUGCAACUGAAGGAUGCUCGACCGCUAUCCAGUGAAUUCCAAAAAAUCGUGGACCAUUGUGAAGGUCUAGUAGUGUUCUCAUUCGGCUCGGUAGCUCCCAGUCACUUAAUGCCAGAAUCGUGGAAGAAAGCUUUCCUGGAGGCAUUCGGACGCUUUCCAAAACUACAUUUCGUGCUCAGAUACGAAGGAGCCGACUUGAAAGAUCGACUCCCACCGAAUGUUCACUUAUUCAAAUGGUUGCCACCAGCGAUCUGCAUAGGCAUUCCCAAAACAGUAGGCUUUCAUAUGCACAUUGGCUGGUUAUACGUGUACAGGUUAAGCUAUUCACUUACGAGCUUAUCGGUGCCUCCAAUUGUGAUGGCGAGUACGGACGAGAUGGAUUUUUAUGAACGGACGAAAAGUUUUAUCGGCCACAUCCUAACAGUCUUAAUCUGGAAAAAAACGUUCGCAGAUGAGCAGACAGAACUUUUCCGACGGAUUGAUCCAGACUUCCCUCACAUAGUCGACCUAGUGACGAAGGCCCCUUUGGUGAUGGUGAAUUCUAAUGAACUCUACGAACUGACGCGUCCAACAUUGGCAAAAAUUGUGAACAUUGGAGGUAUUGGGAUGCAACUGAAGGAUGCUCGACCGCUAUCCAGUGUGAGUUCAGUAUUUCCGAUUGCCUACAGUUCUCACUGGGUACAGAUUUUGAAGCUGACAUUGAACGGUCAACGAAUUACUAAUAAGAAACACUGA
Molecule: messenger RNA, 939 nt
Organism: Cooperia oncophora
Lineage: Eukaryota; Metazoa; Nematoda; Chromadorea; Rhabditida; Trichostrongylidae
Source: the annotation of a GenBank genome assembly